AUGAAUAAAGCAAUUUUAGCUGGUGUAGGAUUACUAGCAGCUGAUUUUAUAACUUCUCAUAUUAGAAGAAAAAUUGUAAACAAAUACUAAGAUAGAAAUGAAGAUUUAUAGAGGGUAGAAUUUGAACCUUUGAGCAAUUUAUAAGAAAAGUUUGAAAAAAUAAAAUUUGAUUUCUAUAAUAUUGAUGGUGUUAAAUGGUGUGGAUAUUUGCUCGGAUUUUGCUAUGAUAACUAUUGGAUUGAUGGAGCUGGAUAUAGAAUAUCAGAAAAUAAAUUCAAAUAAAUAAUUUAAACUACCCAUGAACUCCACAAUAUGUGCCUAUAAGCAACUGAUGAAGCUAUUAAAGAUGAUGAGAUUUUACAAAACGUAUUCGAUAUUCCUCAAGAUAUGAUUCCAAUUAUAAGAAAGUCAUGGUAAGAUAGAUAACUAGAUCUAUUAGCUCGCUACGAUUUUCUUUUAGGCAAAGAAGGAGAAUUAUACUUUUUAGAAGUUAAUGGAGAUACUCCAUCCAGUAUUAUUGAAGCAGGUCCUGCAUAAAAAAUAUGGGCAGAAGAGUUUAAGCUACUCUAAUUUAAUAAUAUAGAAAAUUAAAUAAAAUUAGGUUUUCAAAAUAUUUUAUAAUAAAACAAGAAAACAAAGCUUUUAAUGUUCUAAAAUUAAGAUCUUGAGGAUAAAUGUACAUUUAGUUAUUUGAAUUCAAUAUUGGAGCCAUUCUUACAGGCUAAAAUUGAGUGUCAAAAUAUCGAAUCAAUAGAUGAAUGCUUAGAAAAUGAAUUAAAAUAAGAUAGCUUUAAAAAAAGUAUUAUCUGGAGAUAAUAUCCUUUUGAGUGGCUUGCAUCUGAAACAACCAGAAGUUACUUUACUGAUCCUAAGUUUUACAAUAUUAAUUCUCAGACUAUGAUUGAACCUCCUUGGAAAAUAGUUAUGUCCAAUAAAGCUAUAAGUGCUUUACUGUAUUAAAUGUUUCCCUCCAAUCCUCACUUAAUUAAGUCUAGCCUAGAGCCUUUGGGUGAGAAUGAACUUUAGCUAUCUAAAUAGAAAUAUGCAAGAGAAGGAGAAUAUAUCAAUUACUCUGAUAAUUAUGAAUAUUUCAAAUAUUUUUUAAUUGAUUCAUAUAUCAAGUAUGUGCAUAAGCCAAUAUUUUAAAAGUUUAUUUAAAGCGAUCUGCAUAAAAACAGAUAUAUUACAAUAAGUUGCUGGGUAGUUUAAGGAAAACCUUGUAGCGUCAUGCUAAGAGAAGAUCUUAAUCCUAUCAUAGGAACAGGUAGCUCAGUAGUACCAUACUUUAUUCAAAGAAAAAAUACUGAAGAGGAGCCUAUUGAGGUCGAGUUAAAAACAAAUAAAUAAUAAUCUGAAAUUAGAAAAUCUCUUUAUGGAUUAGAAAGAUUUGAUUCUAAUAAUGAAAAUAUAAAAUUAAUUGAGAAGGUUACUUUUGAAAAUAAUUAAUUUGGCAAUUUUAAACAAUAAAUCAUUUAACAAAAUAACUGGUCCGAAGGGCAGAAAUAAAAAAUUAUGAAUUACAGUGAAUUAGAGCUAACUGAGGAAUAAAUAGAGGUAAAAGACAAUCCUUUAUUAAUAGGUUUUUCUUAAUAAUUUUAAUCAUUCCAACCCGGUUCUACAAAUAAUUCAAUCAAUGAUCAAUAAAAUAACACCUCAUCAACUACAGGAAGUGGAACCGGUUACUAUGGAGGAGGUUCUAGUUCAUAAUAAAGCAAUAAAAGUAGUGGAAAUACAUAAAGUUAAGCAUAGAAAUUUAGUAAGCCUUCACCUAAAGCUGGUUCUACAGGAAAGGCUUUUAGUACUCAUUCUUGA
This is a messenger RNA of Tetrahymena thermophila SB210, 1812 nucleotides long. Its product is annotated as glutathionylspermidine synthase. The record is from RefSeq and is a predicted model, not a curated record. Lineage: Eukaryota; Ciliophora; Oligohymenophorea; Hymenostomatida; Tetrahymenidae. The transcript has a single exon.